GAUUAGGCUAUUUAUAAAUAGGUUAUUUAAUUAUAUUUAUUUAUAUUAUUAUUAUUUAUUCCUAUUAGAACUGAACACAGUAUUUAUUAGCAAGCAGCAUUUAUUUGAAUAAUAGUUAUAACAAAAUAAUCGGUAAAUAAUUGUUAAAUUAAUGGCUUUUUAUGGCAGAUCUCAUGCCUUACGGCCUUUAAUAGCAAAUCAAUUGAAAUAUAAUUUACUCUCAAAUGAGAAGAACUUCACUAAAAAUGUAUUGAAAAGUAUUCUUCGAAGGAAUUCUUCGAACAUAAAGCUAUCGGAUCUGUCGGACAGAUAUAAGACUCAGUUUAACGUGGUUCAUACGGCCAGCUCUGUUGAGCCACACUUUGUCUUCGCCAACAAUGAACUCGAUUUGUCGGACAUCGAGGUCUAUGGUUUCGAUUACGACUACACUCUCGCUGUCUAUAAGGAAUCUCUUAUGUAUUUGAUCUAUGAUUUGGGCCGAAAAGUGUUGAUCGAUAAGUACAAAUAUCCGAAAGAUAUUCUGAAACUCGAUUACAUCCCAGACUUCGCGAUUAGAGGAUUGCAUUUCGACAUCGAGAAUGGACUAUUAAUGAAAAUAGAUUCCUUCCAUCAAAUCCAAUUGGGAAGUGUUUACAGAGGGCUCACACCUAUCGAUGACAACGAAGUUCUUAAUCUAUAUAAUGGCAAUUAUGUGCCACAAAAGCUAAUUAGAUCUAAAGCUGGUGGUGAGCAAUUACCAAUGAAACAACUGAACGAUCUGUUCAGUGUCCCAGAGAUCUGUUUGCUGUCCAAUGUGACCGAAUAUUUCAUUAAGAAUAACAUCCCAUACCAUCCGGAAAUACUCUUCAAUGACACACAGGUACUGACGGAUGAUGUGCUCAGACAAUGAGUUCAUAAGAUGAUUGACGACAAUCUUAUGCCGAAAUAUCUCGAGAAAAAUAAUUCUCUCAAUACUUUUCUCAAUAGACUUAAGGAAAAUAACAAGAAAAUGUUCUUGAUUACCAACAGUCCCUUCAAAUUUGUUGAUUGUGGGAUGAGAUAUAUGAUGGGAAAGGAUUGGAACCAAUUGUUUGACGUGAUUAUAGUGAAGGCAGGAAAACCUAAAUUCUUUAAUUUGAAGCGAAGACCAUUCAGACACUAUGACAAAGAGAGUGAUAGUCAGAACUGGACCAAAGUGUCGAGUCUGGAGAGGGGCAACAUUUAUAUGGAGGGAACUGUCUAUCAGUUGCUU
Messenger RNA from Oppiella nova, 1231 nucleotides. The record is from the annotation of a GenBank genome assembly. NCBI's taxonomy places the organism in Eukaryota, Metazoa, Arthropoda, Arachnida, Sarcoptiformes, Oppiidae.